CACUGUCCACCCUCACACAUUCCCAUACUGGGGAAUCAGGAAAAGCCGGUAACCUGAGCCACAAACUAGCUCAAUCCCCUCCCUGUUCUAUUUCCUUUCACAAUACCUCCAGUGUUACUGACACAAGGAAAUGUGCUCUCAUUCGACAAACACAGCAACCCUCUCACGGCUGCCUUGGCUUAGAUGCAACUUGUGGACUUGUAAUCAUUGUUAGUUUCAAAGAGGACAAAGGGGAUACAAUGGUCUGCUCUGCUCUCACAGCUGCCUUGGAUUAGCUGCAACGUUUGGAUUCAUGGACUUUUAUAGAUAGACUGGAGAAUUUGACUUGUCCGCAUCUGAACUAUCAGGCCUUUUUCCAAGACCAGUCUCAUUUUGUAGAGUAGGAAAUACAAACUAUGCAAAGUCAACCCCACAUCGGAUCCAACAAGCUAACGACAACGUGGCCAUUACAAUACUUCCAGAACCCCCUAUUGGACACUUUCAACUAUUCCGGGGAAGAACGAUGAGCCGACAGAUCCUUGCCUUUGUCCUGGCCUUCAUCGGGUUCAUGGGGACCAUCGUGAUCUGUGCCCUGCCCAUGUGGAAGGUAACAGCCUUUGUCGGAGCCAACAUUGUCACUGCCCAGGUGUUCUGGGAAGGGUUAUGGAUGAACUGUGUGAUCCAGAGCACGGGUCACAUGCAGUGUAAAGCCUACGACUCCCUCCUGGCCUUGCCCCAGAACCUGCAGGCUUCCAGGGCUCUCAUCUGCGUCUCCAUUGGGGUCAGUGUGCUCGCCAUCGGGCUGACUGUAGUUGGGGCACGCUGCACCAACUUCCUCCAUGACGACUGGCUGGCCAAGUCGAAGGUUGGCAUCGCGGCAGGCGCGGUGUUCAUGGCAGCGGGGGUGUUGUGUGUUAUCCCCGUAAGCUGGUCCGCUCACACCAUCAUCCAGGGCUUCUACAACCCUCUGGCCACCCAGGAGAGGAGAGGGGAGCUGGGGGCGUCCAUCUACGUGGGGUGGGUGUCUGGAGCUCUGCUCAUGAUCGGAGGGGGGAUGCUCUGCAGCACGUACAGGUGCUAAGGAGGGAGAGGAGGACAUUAGUUAUGGAUGCCAAAAGAGAGAAGAGAGGAUAUCAAAUGCUGGCCUUGUCCUGGAUGGAUGAGGGGAGGAAUGGAUAAGGGGAAGAAGGGAGGAGAGAGAGGGCUUUAAACAUUGUAUGUUUGAGGAAGAGAGAGGAUAACACAUUCUCUCCUCACUCCCUUAAAGACAUGCCUAAGUCUGGGAUGAUUUAGUCCAUAUUGCUCCCACCUAGAUUAUUUUCUUGUGUGGAGAUGUAUUAGGUGAGGCCUGUAGAUUACCUGUGUAGUAACUGUAUGGUGAAAUUCACAGGAGGGGUGCAGUGACUGCAUCCUAAAUGGGACCCUAUACCCAACAUAGUGCACUACUUUUGAACUGCAAAAUCGUGCAGGGUAAGGUGAGACGGUACCCCUGAGAUACAGUAUAUGACUGUACAGUAUAUGUGACGGAGAUCAGACUAGGUCAGGUUAGAUCAGAAUAGGUCAAGUUAGAUCAGACUAGGUCAGGAUAGAUCAGAAUCAGGGUAGAUCAGACUAGUGCAGACUCAUGUUAGAUAAGACUCAGUUAGAUUAGACUCAUCUUAGGUUAGAUCAGACUCAGGUUAGAUCAGACUAGGUCAGGUUACAUCAGAAUCAGGUUAGAUCCGACUAGGUCAGACUCAGGUUAGAUCAGACUCAGGUUAGAUCAGACUAGGUCAGGGUAGAUCAGGCUAGGUCAGGUUAGAACAGGCUAGGUCAGGUUAGAUCAGAAGUAAUAAAAUGCACUUUGUCUUUGAUCAAAACCUAAAUCAGAUAUAGAUUAUGUUAAGGAAACGAAUAAUGAUUGUAAUGAUGAGUCGUGAUGAACAACAUUAUCAAUAAACUGCUUUCCUACAUGA
Oncorhynchus mykiss (rainbow trout) is the source of this 1934-nucleotide messenger RNA. The record is from RefSeq and is a predicted model, not a curated record. Lineage: Eukaryota; Metazoa; Chordata; Actinopteri; Salmoniformes; Salmonidae.